Messenger RNA from Danio rerio (zebrafish), 1333 nucleotides. Lineage: Eukaryota; Metazoa; Chordata; Actinopteri; Cypriniformes; Danionidae. The record is from RefSeq and is a predicted model, not a curated record.
UUCAAAAGCACAGAGCGGCGGCGCGGGAUCGGGACAUCAAAGCAAAACUGCUUCGAAAGUAACAGUCGCGGCGCGUAAUCAAAGUCGCAGCGGGAAACAUCAGAACGCGGAGCGCGCGAACACCGGCGGGGUUUCCCGCGAGUCCGCUUGCUCACUCCAGUACAAACCGAUAAAACGCCGCGAAAAUCAGCAGCGGACGCGCGCCCGGUCAUCACGUCCAGUUUCUGCGGCGGCUUGGUGUUGCAUGCGGCUGCUGCCAUGCAAAUAUAUGGCAUGUUGAGCGUAUAGAAAGACUCGGAUUACUGCUCCCACAGAUCCUCCAGUUGCUCCAUAACAGGAACAAGAGUUUGUCAUCCUGUGGGUUUACAACGACAUGGGAAAAAGACCCUCAUCUGUCCAGUAAGAAUGUUUCAGACGCACCGAGAAAGGGAACAGCCCAUCUUCAGCAGUCGAGCUCAUGUGUUCCAGAUCGAUCCUGCAACCAAACGCAACUGGAUCCCGGCAAGCAAGCAUGCUGUCACCGUCUCCUUCUUCUAUGAUGCCAACAGACACGCCUACCGCAUCAUCAGUGUGGGCGGGACCAAGGCGAUCAUCAACAGCACUAUCAGCCCCAACAUGACGUUCACGAAGACGUCUCAGAAGUUCGGUCAGUGGGCGGACAGCAGAGCAAACACUGUCUACGGUCUCGGCUUCGCCACCGAGCAGCAGCUGCACCAGUUUGCUGAGCGCUUUCGAGAGGUGAAGGAAGCUGCACGUCUGGCCAGAGAGAAAUCACAGGACAAGAUGGAGCUGAGCACUGCAGCCCUCAGUAUCGCUGCUCCUCAGUUCUCUCAGGACUUGUCUGAUGAGCUGCAGUCUCCUCCAGUGAUGUGUGUGAACGGGCCGGAUGAUAAGCUCUUCAGGAGUCAGAGCGCAGACAUCACCCUGUCCUCCGAGAAGGAGCGCAUUAAGAAGAUGCUCUCAGAGGGGUCGAUCUGUGAGAUGAAUCUGGAGGUGGAGCUCUUUACUUUACAGGACAGUAAUGCUAAGUUGGUGGCGGCGCUGCAUGAGGCUAACGCUAACGUGGAGCAGUGGAAGAAGCAGCUGGCGGCGUAUCAGGAGGAGACCGAGAGAUUACGAGACCAGGUCGACACAAAGCACACAUAAAAUCACACCUGACAGGGACAGAGAGGGGAAAGUGCACAACUAGAGUCAAGACACCAAAAAUAAUCACAACACAGAAGAUGAUGCCAUUUGCUAUUGAUAGUUGCUUACAAACUAACAGUUAAAAUACUUAAGAAGAAGAUACUUACAGAAAUGUGAAAAAUAAAAAAUAACAUCUAUAUCAGGAGUG